Messenger RNA from Pseudoliparis swirei, 2387 nucleotides. RefSeq names its product coiled-coil domain containing 127a (gene ccdc127a). Bases 120 to 941 code for a protein of 273 amino acids. The transcript is spliced from 4 exons. The record is from RefSeq and is a predicted model, not a curated record. NCBI's taxonomy places the organism in Eukaryota, Metazoa, Chordata, Actinopteri, Perciformes, Liparidae.
AUGGAAUACCCCCAGUCGGUAAAAAUGUGCUGCCGGCCGUAGCCUAAUAUUGUAUAAGCCAGCAGAGUGUGCAGGAACUAAUAUAUAAGUGACCUAGACUUUGCUUUCAAGCAGUCCCCAUGAACAACUUGAAUGACCCCCCCAGAUGGAACAUCCAACCAGACCCCAGAGGGAGGGGGGCGGGGGCCGGUGAUGGCAACCAAUGGAACUACGCCCUGCUGGUCCCGAUGCUGGGGCUGGCUGCAUUUCGUUGGAUCUGGUCCAGGGAGUCUCAGAGGGAGAUCCAGAAAGUCAAAGAGCAGUACGCCGACGACGUGUCCACACUGACGAGCGAGAUGGAGGCGCGAUACCGCGACACGCUGACGGAGCGGCGCAGGGCGGCGGCGACACUGGAGCUGGAGCUGGAGAAGGAGAGGCAGAGGGUCAAAGGUUACAAGCAGGCCCUGAUCUCCCAGAGCCAGCAGCUGACGGAAGAACGGAAACGGUUGCAUCAGGAGCGCCAGUCCUUCGAGGAAGAGAAGCAAAGGCAGGUGAAGUCCGGCGCUGCGGGGGCCGUGCUGCAUCGCGCCCUGCAGCGAGAGAACGCGCAGCACCGGCGGGCCACCGCCACCCUGAAGGAGCUCGAGGGUCAGCUCAUGGAGCGCCAGAACGCCUAUUGUUCCUUCAUGCAACCCCGAGACCAGCGGCUGGAGAUGGAGAAGAACAUGCUGCUCCAGGUCGUCAGAGAGCCCGACGGAGCGGAACUGGAUCUCGAGUCCGACCUGAGGGAUAUUUUCAGGAGAGAUAAGCACUGUGCGGACCUGCUGAACAUGGACAAGAGGAAGAACGGGAGCCUCAUGUGGGUUUACCUCCGGUACUGGCAGCAGCAGGUCACCGUGCAGAAACACAAGAGAGCCGAGGAGGCGGUAUUUGGUGGAGAGUUCCAGUCUCCAACUAAGUGACCUUGUGUUGUUGAGUUGACUUUGAAAAAUGUUAAAAGUCUGUGGAUCCGAAAUGGAAAAUGCAUGUAUUUUAGUUUUUGUGUGUGUAAUUAUCUUUAUGUUAUUGGGAUGUGAUGGAAGAGGUAGUAACCUCAAUGAGCUGAUGUCCAACAUCUGGAAGCUCCUCCCUUCAUCUCGGUGUUUAGAAAAGAAGGGAAGUCAAGUUUGGAGCAUGCAUAAAUAUUGAUAUUACUCCAGAGGCCCCAGUAGAAGCUGGGGUUGGUCAUCUUAGAUGAUGCUAGCUUUUUAAAUAUUAUCCAAACUUAAAAACACAGCUCAAUGUUGCCAACUUUUUUUUUUUCAAAUGAGAGUUGCGAGCAGCAUUAGCUCCAAAAGUUGAUCAAUUUAGCGAGAAAGUCACCAAGUCUCUUUUUUUUUUGUCAGAGCAUUUGAUUUAUUAAUUGCUUAAUGAGAAUUUCAACAAUAAUAUAAAACAUAUUUCUGAAGAUUACCAAGCCUGCCUUUAAGACUCAUUGGCUUUAAAGUAACGCAUGGAUCAAUCAAGUGUUCAAUUCAGUUUAUUUUGUAAAUCCCAUUAUCACAGAUUACAAACUCCCCUCAGAGGGCUUUAAAUCUGUAAACAUACAACAUCCCUGACCUUUGACCUCACAUCGGAUCAGGAACAACUCCCUAGAAAAAGUGUUUGUCUAUGACCUAAGUAAAGUACCUUUGACUGUCUAGAAGAGCACUAUAUCAAUUUGAAGUAUUAUUAUUAUUAAGUGGACGCUUCUCACAUUCUUUGAGUGCCAUGAAUUCCUGCUCGGUGCAUAUGUUGUCCUGACGAUGUCUGUUCCUCAACCUCGGGUCCACUGUUCCCGGAGUGGCCUCAUAUCACACUUCCCUGUGCUGCUGCAAGUUUCUUCAGGAAGGAAAUUAUUCACAAUGAAAACUACGUUGAACAAAACAGCCAGGAAUCAUUAACGGGGGGAAAAAAUAUUAUUAUUAUGGUAAAAUGAUUGCCGUCUUCCUCUGUGGUGUGUUAACAUCAUGCAUUCAUACGCUGAUGGACGAUUGGAGGUAUUUGUUUAUCUGUGGGACCUCCAGCUUUACAUCUCUCGUUGCACUCCGAAGUGUGUGACCCCUCAUGAGACACUGGUUUUAAAUGUCUCGUCUUUUUAACCAUCAGGGAGACGGGACACUGAAAGUACAGGUGCAUCUAAAUAAGGGAACCCUUCACCACAAUACUGCUCUUUAAAAGAGUGGAAUAUCACCCUUCACACUUCCCCACUAAAGCUGUAGCAUUUCUAUACGGAAACCAAGCUUCUCUAUAUAUGCCGUUACGUUUUUAUUUUUUUAUUUGGACCAUAACUUGGUGAUUAUGUGCUGGAUUUAAAUGCCAUGAGUUGAGUUGCACUGACUGAUCGCUCUGUGAAAUCAUCCUAAUAAAUACCUGGUUGAAGAUCUUCA